AUGAACGACUACUGUUUCCUGUCUGAAAUGAACCAUUCAUUAACGUUAGCUUAUAUCACGACAAGUUGCUGGCUAGGUGUGUUUCUAUUUUGUUUUGUGUCUACGUUAUUUAGACAGGUGAAUGUCCGUUGUGGUUUUGAUGUUUUUACACUUCUCGAGCCACAACAGGUUAGUUAGUCAUGAUACCUCAGAGUAAAGACUUCCUCGUGCGCAUCUCCUUCUACUGGAAGCCGCUUUUUACAGGGAAAUACUUAAUUGUGACCAACAUUAUUAGUAGUGGAGGAAUGCUUGCUCUUGGGGACUGCAUUCAGCAGAGCAGAGAGAAGAGACAGACACCGACUAAGAUCCGGGACUGGAAGCGCACAGGGCGUAUGUUUGCAGUUGGAUGUACCAUGGGACCAUUUAUGCACUACUGGUAUCAGUGGUUGGACAGGGUAUAUCCAGGAAAAAUUGUAAAGGCCGUUGCCAAGAAAGUCCUGAUAGACCAGCUUGUUGCCUCGCCACUUUUUGGAGCGUGGUACUUCAUAGGUAUGGGUGUGAUGGAGGGUCAUGGCUGGCGCAAAGGUUGCACUGAGUUUAAAGGGAAAUUCUGGGAGUUCUAUAAGGCAGACUGGUGUGUUUGGCCGACCGCACAGAUGAUCAACUUCUACUUCUUGCCAGCCAAGUUUCGGGUGUUGUAUGUAAAUACAAUUACACUCGGAUGGGACACCUACCUCUCAUAUCUCAAGCAUAGGGACAGCCAACAUGUUGAUGAAUUGGUGCCAGAGGACUCCUCAUUGUCUCCUCCUUCAGCGACAGCCCUGGAUGAUAAACUGUAGUGCCACACAAAUUCCAGCUUUAAUGUCAGAUUUUAAAUAUUAGUACUAGUAUAUUAGUAUGAGUAAUUCUUUUAGUACAUAGACAUAUAACUGCCUUAAUUACUCACAUCAGUUAUUCAAAUCAAGGUGAUCCACUAAACAAGGUCAUACAGCCGUACUGAACCAUAUCAGGUAUUCUCAAAACAUGUCUGGACAUGUUCACAUUCUUACUAAUGAAGGGAAUUGUAGUCUUUGUCAGUGGGUGGAGUUCCAUUUGCUAUCAAGCUGCAGUUCUUUAGUUCUUCAUGGCAUAGAUUCCACAAGAUAAAAAAUUAAAUACAAAUAACCAAUAAAAUAGAAAGUAUAACAUAGAAAAAGAAAGAUGGAAACAUGGAUUAUAUAAUUGGUGUAGGCUUUUUUGUUACACUUUUAUGCUGUGACUCUCCUGUUCCACAUCGCAAAGGUGUUCCACUGGAUUCAGCUUCGGGGACAGGGAAGGACAACAAACUCUUUGUCACAUUUAUAAAACCAGGUGACUUUUGUGUGCCAAAACAAGAAGAGUCAAUUGUGUUCAUGAAAGCAUGCACAUGGUCAGCAACAGUACUGUGGGAUUUAAAUUACUCAUUAUGGGUCCAACUACAUUACACCACCAGCAGCCUAGCGUAAACAGAAGGCAGGCCUCAUGGAUUCAUGCUGUUGACACCAAAUUCUGACCUUAACAUCUGAAUGCUGCUUCAGAAAUAAUGACUAGCUGAAGCUUUUUCUUUUUUCAUCUGUCAAGUUUCAGUGAGACUGCAGCUGACCCUGAUGUGGUUUUCUGCUAUUGUGGCCCAGCUAUGCUAAGCGUCAAUAUACAGUGCAUUCUGAACUACUUUUCUGUUCAUUAUGGUAGUAACAUGUGAUUAGCUGAGCUACCAUAGCCUUCAUGUCAACCCUGACCUCACUCAGCAACAAGGUGUUACUUCUCUGAGAACUGCCACCCAUUAGUUUUUUGUUUUCUUUGAACCAUUUUGAGGAAUUUCUUGAGACUGUUUAUGCAUGAUGAUCCCCAGUUUAUGAAAUAUACAAACCAUCAGGUGACAACAUCCAUGUUUCUGUCAUAAUCACUAAAAUCACAUUUUUCCCCAAUUCAGGUGUGGACUGAAACUUUUGAACCAUAUUUUACGUAUUCCACUUUGGCUACGCGAUUGGCUGUUAUGGAUUACUGAGUGCAGGGAUGCACAUUUUCCUAAUUAAGUGGACUGCAGUUAAAUAAUACUGCAUUGCAAAUGAUGUUUACUUCAAAUCUAGCCAGGUGGACCUGAAGCUGCUCCAUUUACAAAGCCAGUUCUCAUAACUCAUUUACCAACUUUACUAAUAACUAGCUAAAAUAACAAAUUUUUCCUCAUAAAUAAGCAGUAUUUUUAUGUCUAAAUUCUAACUUCUAAAAUUUAGAAGUAAACCUGAUGCCCAGUGAACUGCAGCUGAGGUUUUAGAGAUUUUUACUCACUUACUUGUAACACUCCACCACUGCCACUUGUUUCAGUGAACUGAACCUCCACUGCAUUCCUGAUUACUUAGAUAUUUAUUACAAAUGAAAACAGUUGCAAGAUUUAUUUGUUAUACUAUUUUUUGAAGAUUUGUGUGAAAAUAAUAUUUUGUCUGUUUUAUUUUAUCUGACUAAUUUACAAGUAACUCUGCUGCUGUUGCAGUUUUUGCAAGAGAACUUACACUUGUUAUUCCCUUUAUUAAGAACACAAUCAGGCAUCAUGUGUUGGCAGCAUGGGGCAUAAAAUUCUGCAAUCCUCAUCUUUAUUAUAUCUGUUGGGUGUUCUAGUACAAGUGUUGUACUAUUAUAAUAAUAAUAAUAAUAAUGUUUUAUUAUUUUAUCUUUUUUUUAUUUAAUGGCUGGCUGCUGAUCCUACUAUUUAUUAUAACUGUUUCAGAUCUCUACUGGAAACGUGCUCUGUAUGUACAACAUAUAGACAGAUAUCUGUCCUAUACUUUUAUGUACAAAGUUAUUUAAAUAGUAAUUAUCCUUUAUGCUUUGGUGUAUCUGUCAGUGUUUAAAGUGGUUUACAGUUAUAAUUUCUCUAAUUGAAUAAUUCAGAUUGCUUAUGUGGUUUCAUUAAAUGGUGUUAAAUUGUGUGUUUAAAUUGUGACCAUCCAAAUUGUGUGCAAUUGUGUACUUUCCUGGAUGUAUUUAGAAAUAAUUUCCUAGAGAAAAAUCUUCUAUUUAAAACUGAAAAAGAAAAAAAUCAGACUCCAUAUUUGCUGAUCAACUACAUUUGCAGCUAGUGAAAUAUGAGUGAAUUAUGUUUUUUUUCCUUUUUUCCCCCAUUUUGUGAGGGUUGAAGAAAUGUCUCUAUCUAUUUGUAAGGUGUCUUUAUCUAUUUUUUUCUACAGAGGUUAAAGCUAGCUUUACCAAAACAUUUACAGAUCUGUGUGACUGUAAAUGUACUUGCAGAAAUAAAACUCAUCAUCAAAAGAAUUUGAA
Molecule: messenger RNA, 3273 nt
Organism: Tachysurus vachellii
Lineage: Eukaryota; Metazoa; Chordata; Actinopteri; Siluriformes; Bagridae
Gene: mpv17l2
Product: MPV17 mitochondrial inner membrane protein like 2
Exons: 5
Coding region: 180-818 (212 amino acids)
Biological process (GO): mitochondrial ribosome assembly
Cellular component (GO): cytoplasm; membrane
Source: RefSeq, a predicted model, not a curated record